AUGGCGAUUGGCAAUCGUCGGGCCAACAAAAAUAGCCUUGAUGGUCGAGUUUGUAUGACUGUGGAGUUACUGCGAGCGGCUGAGAACUCAAGCCGAUACUUGGAAUGUGCUCCACUCAGCCAAGAAGAAAUCACUGGCUACAGCUUGAAAGAUAAAUACUUGGGUGUCUGGAAUCUUCGCGAUUGUCCAGCUCAACACGAGUUCGACGAGGCGAAACAGAGAUGUGAGAAGAAGACAGCGAUGAGGAGACAACAAGCAACGUGUCAACAAAACCCAGCAAGCACUGGAUGUUAUAGCCCUUGUUCAGCCUCUAACUCAAACCCAAUCAUUGGUCGCGAUUGCUCUUGGCGUACUGCAAAUCUUCAAACUGAUACUCAAAGCAAUGCCUAUUUUCUGCAAUGCGCUCCCACAACAGCUGGAGCUUCUUGCGGUGAAUGGACACGAGUCCCUUGUGCAAGUGGAACCAUCUAUGACUCGUCGAGUUCAGUCUGUGUACCGUUAAGUCUAAACCAGCCAUCAACCUGUGGAGCUGGUUCAAAUCCAGUCUGCACUUGCGCCAAAGCGUCAAGUCCUUGCCCUGGAACUUCUUCAUGUCGUCAGAAUGCUUGCUGUCAAACGGUGGACAUCGCACUCCAGGUCUUGCAAAGCCCGCAGAACUAUCCGACUCAUGUCCCUCUCUGCCCGGGCUCAAACGUGCCUCCAUUGGGUGAAUGCAACGAGCCAUGUCCACAAUAUUCCGCCUGUUCACCAGGAAUCGGCUGUUGCCCAGUGCCCAUCAACAACAAACCGGCCACUAUUCAAAUCAAACUCUGCCCCGGUUCCUAUUCCCCGCCAGUUGGUGCUUGUGGUGCUUGCCCGCAGGGAUCUUCAUGCAAUACAAUUCUGAACGCGUGUUGCCCUUCUGCUCAACAACCGUCAACCGAUCUCCUCUAUCAAGUUCUCAUUCUUUGCCCGAACGGAGCACAACCCUCUUCUCAAUGCGGAAAUGGUUUCUCAUGCCCAAGUGGAAGCUCUUGCUACCAAGGAUCAUGCUGUCCAAUGGAAUGCCCUAAUUCACAAGUGGCUGUUGGAUUCUGCUCAAACGGCGGUUGUGGAUCAGGCUCUUGCUAUAAACAAACUGGCUCUUGUUGUCAAGAACAAAUCACUCUCCCAGUUUGUUCAAAUGGACAACAAUCGAAUAGAAGAUGCUCGGUUGACGGUGAAUGUGGCGCUAAUGCUGAAUGCUCAAAUGGUGGAUGUUGUCUACGUCCAUUCUGUCCGAGUGGGAUUCAGGCUCAAUCUCGUUGUUCGGGUAAUGGCCAGUGUGUCGGUGGACAAGCGUGCAUGGAGGGAUUGUGUUGUCCGUUACCCAGAUGCCAAGGAGGAGUGAUCGCUCUUGCCACUUGCACUCGUGCUCUUGACUGUGGUCGACCGGGAAUGGAGUGUGUGAAUGGAGGCUGCUGUCCUCUGCCCACUUGUUCAGCCGGAGUUUUUGCCACCAGCAGAUGUUCGAAUGGACAAGGUUGUGGCAGUGGCACAUAUUGCAAUAGCGGUGGUUGCUGUCCACUUCCACAAUGUCCAACAGGCGGGCUUGCUAUCUCAACAUGUGGAGGUGGUUGCGCCAAUGGUUUCGAAUGUUCAAAUGGUGGAUGUUGCCCGCUGCCAGUGUGUCCAAAUGGAAUGGUGGCGAGUCAGCGAUGCACUGGAAUGUCUUGUGGACCGGGACGACAAUGCGAGAACGGUGUCUGUUGCCCGAUCCCAAUGUGUUCUUCCGGAGCGAUUUCAGUCUCAAUGUGUGGUGGAGGGAAUUUGUGCCCAAUUGGAUACGUUUGUGAAGGACGUGGCUGUUGUCAAGAGCCGCUUCCAUUAUGUCCAAAUGGUGGCCGAGCGGCGUCUCGUUGCAAUCGGGGAUCCGAUUGCCCGCCCGGAUAUGGAUGCAGCGCUAUGGGUGGUUGCUGCUUGCUCUCAAUGGAUCCAGUCUGUCCCCAAGCAAUGAAUCCAGUUUGUCAAUGUUCUGCCAACAGUGCUUGUCCUAAUGGAGCUUCUUGCAAUAUGGGAACCUGUUGUGCUUCUACAGCUGUUGCAAAAUUCGCGCAAGUGCCCGGUACAACUUGCAGUGGAUCUUCUCAAUGCAAUGGAUUCAUUUCACAAUGCUCCCAAUGUCAGCAGAGUGUCUGUGUCUGUGUGAAUGGAGCUCAAAGCAAUGGAGCUACUUGCCAGCAAAUGGCUCCAACAGUGAUUACUUUAGCGAGAAAUGGUUGUGAUCAAUAUGGCUCUCCUUGCCGUUUCCUUCUCUCAUCGGCUCGCCGUAAGCCAAUCUUUGCCCCAUUGACUCCGAUCAAUGAAACAACAAAGCCAAUUUUCUUUAAUGUGGCUGCUCCAAGAAAGUGUAUAACGACUGGAGAAAUCGAUGGUGAUAACACUUGUCUCCCCAACGAGAAAUGUAUUGAGGGAAAGUGUAAAUCCAAACUUUGGCCGGGUGAAUAUGGCUGUGAAUCUGAUGAAGAAUGCUCAUCGCGAUGCCCGAACACGUAUUGUGAGAAAAGAAAAAGCGAUAAAAAUGUGGCUCAAUGUCAAUGCAAAGAUGGAAUGCUUUUAUAUGGAAGAUGCUUUUCACAAUGUCCGAAAGGUUUUCACGAGAGCGGCGCCUAUUGCACUCACGACGACGAAGAGAAAUUCUGGGCGAACGCUGAUGCGCAAGACAAUCUCAAAGCUCUUCUCAACUCUGGUUCAUGU
This is a messenger RNA of Mesorhabditis belari, 2715 nucleotides long. NCBI's taxonomy places the organism in Eukaryota, Metazoa, Nematoda, Chromadorea, Rhabditida, Rhabditidae. The record is from the annotation of a GenBank genome assembly.